AUGCGCUCGAAAAUAUUUGAUGAUGCCGAACUCGGACGACUACGACGUGAGGCUAUUCCGUCGUCGAAUGAAUCGGCUAUGGCUGGAGAUGCAGCUCCACAUUCGACAGACCAGCAUCCACACGUGGAAGCCGCCCUGGAUCUUCUUGUUGUGGUUGAUUCGAACGACGAUGAAAUAGUCUCCCACGAACUAGAGAAAAUGAGGAGUAUACUGGAAGAGGCGAUUUUGGAAACGCGCAGCACCCCUAUCGAAAAUCGACCGCGACUUCCCCGCAUACCCCUAAGCAAGCGAAAUCGGGCUGUCGUGAGGGCUCUUAACCCAAUGCUGGUGACCUAUUUGGAAGCCAGCCGGGACCUUUGCGAGACGGACUCAAUUCUCUUUGGCGCCGCAGUGGCAGUUUGCCGUAUUAUUGGCGCCAAACUUCCCAUGGCUGGACGCGCUACUACACAAAGUAGCGCCAUCCCAGCCUGGAGAAAAAGAAUCGAGGACCGUAUCGCAAAGGCAAGGGCCCUUAUCGGCAGACUGACAAGCUUCAGGUCGGGUAAUAAUAGACCGAGGAUUAUGCGCACCGUUAGGAUGGCGUUUGCUGGGACAAAUAUCAGUUUGUCCCAGCCGGAUAUCACGCAGAAACUAACGGAGCGCAUAGACGACCUGAAGCAAAAGAUCGCUGCUUGGGGGAAGCGGAUUCGACGAUUUACCGACAGGUCAAGGCGGUUCAACCAGAAUCGUCUCUUCCAGAGUGAUCAGAAGAGGCUCUAUAAAUCAUUGGAGCGGCCAAAGGUAUGUGGAGCGGGCCAAGGACCGGAUCAGGCAGACAUUAUCGCAUUCUGGCGUGGCCUGUGGUCAGAGCCCGUAAACCACAGCGAGGGCCCUUGGAUGGAAGUUGUGGCGAGCCAGGGUGCGAGUGUUACGCCUAUGGACCCCAUCACCGUAACGCCGGAAGACGUGGCUGAGGCGGUCCGUAGGGCCCCGAACUGGAAAAGUCCGGGGCUCGACGGGCUGCAUCAUUACUGGCUGAAGGGGUUCAUAGUGUGUCACGCUGUGCUCGCCCGACAGUUUCAAGAGGCUCUCGACCAGAAGUCGCUCCCGAGCCUCUUCACUACUGGGAUCACUCACUUGGUUCCUAAAGAUCAGGAUACCACAGACCCGAGCAAAUACCGCCCCAUCACGCCUGGGCGUCUCCCGCUAAUUGGCGCCCAAAAAUGGAUGAUGGAUAAGAUUGGAAAACGUAUAGGGCCGCUGCCUGGGGGUCGCCGGGGCACGUCUGGAGCUGGCGCUGGACGCGGCAGCAUGCGGGCCGCCAGCCGAGCGCGAGGAGCUGCAAGAUCACCUAACAGCCCCCCGCAUCCAUCAUCCCCACCAGACGGCUUGAUGUCGGCAGGGUCCUCUCGGACUCGGCAAGCGGCAUCCGCCGCUGGUGGAGUGCGCCGCAUGCGUUGGACAAGGGAUAUGAACGCAAACGCAAUGCGGGCGUACUAUAGGGCGAAAGGGGAAGAAACUGCGGGGAUAGCGUAUCGGGCUCGGAUGCAUUGCUUUUUUGCUGAGCUGGAGCCGUCUAUUCCCGUCACGGAACAAAACCUGGCAGACCGAGUUCGGUACAUCAUGCGCUCGAAAAUAUUCGAUGAUGCCGAGCUCGAACGACUACGACGUGAGGCCAUUCCCUCAUCGAAUGAAUUGGCUACGGCUGGGGAUGCGGCUCCUCAGGCGACAGACCAGCUGCCACGCGUAGAAGCCGCCAUGGAUCUUCCAGUUGUGGGUGAUUCAGACGAUGAUGAAAUGGUCUCCCACGAACUAGAGCAAAUGAGGAGUAUAUUGGAAGAGGCGAUUUUAGAAACGCGCAGCAUGCCUCUCGAAAAUCGACCGCGACUUCCCCGCAUACCCCUAAGCAAGCGAAAUCGGGCUGUCGUGAGGGCUCUUAACCCAAUGCUGGUAACCUAUUUGGAAGCCAGCCGGGACCUUUGCGAGACGGACUCAGUUCUUUUUGGCGCCGCAGUGGCAGCUUGCCGUAUUAUUGGCGCCAAACUUCCCAUGGCUGGACGCGCUACUAAACAAAGUAGCGCCAUCCCAGCCUGGAGAAAAAGAAUUGAGGACCGUAUCGCAAAGGCAAGGGCCCUUAUCGGCAGACUGAUAAGCUUCAGGUCGGGUAAUAAUAGACCGAGGGUUGUGCGCACCGUUAGAAUGGCGUUUGCUGGGACAAAUAUCAGUUUGUCCCAGCCGGAUAUCACGCAGAAACUAACGGAGCGCAUAGACGACCUGAAGCAAAAAGAUUGCCGCUUGGGGGAAGCGGAUUCGCCGAUUUACCGAGAGGUCAAGGCGGUUCAACCAGAAUCGUCUCUUCCAGAGUGA
Molecule: messenger RNA, 2346 nt
Organism: Parnassius apollo (apollo)
Lineage: Eukaryota; Metazoa; Arthropoda; Insecta; Lepidoptera; Papilionidae
Source: the annotation of a GenBank genome assembly